Molecule: messenger RNA, 10061 nt
Organism: Oryctolagus cuniculus (rabbit)
Lineage: Eukaryota; Metazoa; Chordata; Mammalia; Lagomorpha; Leporidae
Source: RefSeq, a predicted model, not a curated record
CUCCCCCUCGCCAUUCAAAAGGGCUGGCUCGACACUGGCUCCUUGCAGUCGGCGAACUGUCAGGGCGGGAGGAGCUGUGAGCCAGAGCUGCACGCAGCGGCCCGCGCGGCAAAGCGGAAGGCGAGGCGAACAGAGUGCGCAGAGUGGCAGUGGCAGCGGCGAGCCAGGCGGCAGGCACAGGCAGCCCAGGCAGCCCGGGCGGCCCCGACAGCCUCACAAACAGCCUGCACGACACCAGCUGCUCCGCGGACUGCGAGCUGUGGCGGUAGAGCCCGCUACAGCAAUCGCAGUCUCCGUGGAGCGGGCGGAAGCCUUUUUUCUCCUUUACGUUUCCCUCUUCAUUCUACUCUAGAGGCUUCGUUCACUGAGAAAAUCCUUUUGUGAGUAAGAAGGAAUCCACAGAUCACUUGCCAGAGAGGUCUUGCCUCAGCUGCUCUCAACUUUGUUAUCUUGUGAAGAAGCUGACAAGCUUGGCUGAUUGCAGAGCACUAUGAGGACUGUACGAAAGUGGGUUUUAAUUCAGAUAUUUCAAGUAUUCUGCGGGUUGAUACAAAGAACUGUCACAAUUGUGCCUGGUAUGGACUUGUUGUCCGGGACGUAUAUAUUUGCGGUCCUGUUAGCAUGCGUCGUGUUUCAGUCUGGCGCCCAGGAGAAGAACUACACGGUCCGAGAAGAAAUGCCAGAAAACGUCCUGAUAGGCGACUUGUUGAAAGACCUCAACUUGUCGCUUAUUCCAGACAAGUCCUUGACAUCGCCAAUGCAGUUCAAACUAGUCUACAAGACAGGAGAUGUGCCACUGAUUCGGAUUGAAGAGGGCACUGGUGAAAUCUUCACUACUGGCGCUCGCAUCGAUCGUGAGAAAUUAUGUGCCGGUAUCAUGCUGGAUGCCCGUUGCUUUUAUGAAGUGGAGGUUGCCGUUUUGCCGGAUGAAAUAUUUAGACUGGUUAAGAUACGUUUUCUGAUAGAGGACAUAAAUGACAAUGCACCAUUAUUCCCGGCAACGGUUAUCAACAUAUCAAUUCCAGAGAAUUCGGCUAUAAACUCUCGAUAUGCUCUCCCAGCGGCAGUUGAUCCUGAUAUCGGAAUAAAUGGAGUUCAAAAUUACCAACUAAUUAAGGGUCAAAAUAUUUUUGGGCUUGAUGUCAUUGAAACACCAGAAGGAGACAAGAUGCCACAACUGAUUGUUCAAAAGGAAUUAGAUAGGGAAGAGAAGGAUACCUAUGUGAUGAAAGUAAAGGUUGAAGAUGGUGGCUUUCCUCAAAGAUCCAGUACCGCUAUCUUGCAAGUAAGUGUUGCUGAUACAAAUGACAACCGCCCAGUCUUCAAGGAAAAUGAGAUUGAAGUCAGUAUACCUGAAAAUGCUCCUGUAGGUACUUCAGUGACACAGCUCCAUGCUACAGAUGCUGACAUAGGUGAAAAUGCCAAGAUUCAUUUCUAUUUCAGCAAUCUAGUCUCCAACAUUGCCAAGAGACUGUUUCAUCUCAACACGACCACUGGACUUAUCACAGUCAAAGAACCACUGGAUAGGGAAGAAGCACCAAGCCACAAGUUACUGGUUUUGGCAACUGAUGGUGGAUCAAUGCCAGCAAGAGCAAUGGUAUUGGUAAACGUUACAGAUAUCAAUGAUAAUGUCCCAUCGAUUGACAUAAGAUACAUCAUCAAUCCAACAAAUGGCACCGUGGUUCUUUCAGAAAAUGCCCCACUCAAUACCAAAGUUGCUCUCAUAACUGUGACAGAUAAGGAUGCUGACCAUAAUGGUAGGGUGACGUGUUUCACAGAUCAUGAAGUCCCUUUCAGAUUAAGACCAGUAUUUAGUAAUCAGUUCCUCCUGGAGACUGCUGCAUAUCUUGACUAUGAGUCCACUAGAGAAUAUGCCAUUAAAUUGUUGGCUGCGGAUGCUGGCAAACCUCCUUUGAAUCAGUCAUCCAUGCUCCUCGUCAAAGUGAAAGAUGAAAAUGACAAUGCUCCAGUUUUCACCCAGCCUUUCAUAAGUAUUUCUGUUCCUGAAAAUAACUCUCCUGGCACUCAGUUGACAAAAAUAAGUGCAACCGAUGCAGACAGUGGGCGGAAUGCUGAGAUCAAUUACCUGCUGGGCACUGAUGCUCCACCUGAAUUCAAUCUGGAUCAUCGUACAGGCAUUCUGACUGCAGUAAAGAAACUAGAUAGAGAAAAACAGGAAAAAUAUUACUUCACAGUUCUGGCAAAAGAUAAUGGCAUUCCACCCUUAAUAACUAAUGCCACAGUCUUAGUGACUGUUCUUGAUCAGAAUGAUAACAGCCCAAUUUUCACUCACAAUGAGUACAACUUCUAUGUCCCAGAAAACCUCCCAAGACAUGGCACAGUGGGACUCAUCACUGUAACUGAUCCUGACUAUGGAGAGAAUUCUGCAGUCACUCUCUCCAUUGUAGAUGUGAAUGAUGAGUUCACCAUUGAUCCACAGACUGGUGUCAUCCGACCAAAUAUCUCAUUUGAUAGAGAAAAGCAAGAGUCUUACACUUUCUAUGUAAAAGCUGAGGAUGGUGGUAGGGUAUCACGCUCUUCAACUGCCAAAGUAACCAUUAAUGUGGUUGAUGUCAAUGACAACAAACCAGUUUUUGUUAUCCCUCCUUCCAACUACUCCUAUGAAUUGGUUCUACCAUCUACUAAUCCAGGAGCAGUGGUCUUUCAGGUAGUUGCUGUUGACAAUGAUACUGGCAUGAAUGCAGAAAUUCGUUACAGCAUUGCAGGGGGAAACGCAAAGGGUCUGUUUAUAAUUGACCAAACAUCAGGAAAUAUCACACUGAAAGAGAAAUGUGUUGUUGCUGACCUUGGUUUACACAGAUUGGUAGUAAAAGCUAAGGACUUAGGACAACCUGAUUCCCUCUUCAAUGUUAUAGUUGUCAAUCUGUUCGUGAAUGAAUCAGUGACCAAUGCUACACUGAUUAAUGAAUUGGUGCACAAAAGCAUUGAAACACCAGUGACACAAAAUGUUGAGACAGCUGAUGCAUCCUCACCAACCAGUGACUAUGUCAAGAUCAUGGUUGCCAUUGUUGCUGGCACCAUAACUGUCAUCCUAGUUAUUUUCAUCACUGCUGUCGUAAGAUGUCGCCAAGCACCACAUCUUAAGGCUGCUCAGAAAAACAAACAGAAUUCUGAAUGGGUUACCCCAAACCCAGAAAACAGACAGAUGAUAAUGAUGAAGAAAAAGAAGAAGAAGAAGAAGAAGAAUGCCCCUAAGAACUUGCUGCUUAACUUUGUCACUAUUGAAGAAGCAAAGGCAGAUGAUGCUGACAAUGAUGGAAACAGUGUCACACUUGACCUUCCCAUUGAGCUGGAAGAGCAAACCAUGGGCAAGUACAACUGGGGCACAACACCUACCACAUUCAAGCCUGACAGCCCUGAUUUGGCCCGACACUACAAAUCUGCCUCUCCACAGCCGACCUUCCAGAUCCAGCCUGAGACGCCCCUGAAUUCUAAGCACCACAUCAUUCAGGAACUGCCUCUCGAUAACACCUUUGUGGCCUGUGAUUCCAUCUCCAAGUGCUCCUCCAGCAGUUCUGAUCCCUACAGCGUUUCUGAGUGCAGCUAUCCGGUGACAACCUUCAAGGCCCCUGUGUCUGUACACACCAGACCGACUGAUUCCAGGACAUCAACUAUUGAAAUCUGCAGUGAGAUAUAACUUUCUAGGAACAACAUAAUUCCAUUCCUUUUCCAAAAUAUUUCAAUGAUUUGUGAUUUCAAAAUUUGGCUAAGAUUAUUAAUUUUUUAAUCUGGGUUUCCCACUAUAAAAGCAAACAAAACAAAAACCACAUUAAAAAUGAUGCCCCAGUCGAACCGUGUGUUUCUUUAGCUGUAAUCUGGAGAACAAAGCUUAAAAUUUAUGGAAGAAACAGUGCAGUGCAGUAAUGGAGUUCUAACAUGCUGUUUCUAUGUUUGCUUGCUCUGAAUUUAAACAAUGGUAAUGUAAUAGAAUGCUGUCUUGUACAUACUGAUGGUUAAUGUAUCAAUCAUGAAACCUGGAAUUACUUGCCCAGUCUGAUUGCUGAAGAAUUUAAACAUCAUAUCCAGGAGUUUGGAAAUGAAGCUGAACUAUCCAAACUGCCCUCUUAAAGGUAUCCAGGGAAAGAGAUAUUUUUAAGACCAACCAAACAAAAAAAAUGAAAACAAAAACUUCAGUGCUUUGAACUAGCAUAGUGUUGCCAAGAAAAUCGUUAUAAUUAUCCAGCACUCUGCUUAAAAGUUGGAUGAUAGAAAACAAUUUUACUUUUUUUAGGUUGAUUGUAAUCAUGUUGUUCCACUACUUUAAUCGUUAAAAAAAUUUUUUGUUGUAAUCAUGUUUCCUUUUUCUAUAAAUACGUAAAAAGAACUUCUUGCUAUUUUUAUCUACCAAAGGAGAAUGUAAAGUUGUUUAUACUCCCUGAUACUUUGAGAAAAUGCAUUAGUAUUUCUUGAAUAUGAAACAGAACUUCAAUCACAUGAGUGUAGAAACACGGCUUUAGGCAGGUAUUUGAAAAAGAUUAUAUCUUAAUUUUGAAACUACCUAGGGAAUAUAUAAGCACUAAAGUCACAUUUAAAUAGAUUUAUUUUCUUUCUCUGGCAUUAAAUUACAGAACACAUAUCAUUACUUUCAUAAUCUGACUUUCAAAAUUUACUCACCUUUUACACCAUGUUGAUUAACUCAUUUCCUACACAAAGGAGUAAGUGUUUUGAAUUUGGUGUACAUUGUAUUUUAUUGAGGAAAGAAUGGCAUGUUCCAAUUUUAUACUAUAUUCUUUAAGCUGCUUAUGACUUACUAACAUUACUAACAGAAUUUAAAAAAAAAACCCUCUUGAUUUCUUGGGACAUAAAGGGAGUAUAAAGGACCUUUAUAAUCACAACAUGACAUAACUUUUUCUUCCUGAAUUUUCAUUCAAAUGCUUAUUUGUAUAUUUUAUCUUGAAAAAAUGUGAGUAGGAUUUUGUCUGUCAUGUAUGUACAUUAAAAUCAGAGUAUUAUUUGAAGUGUUCUUUAAUGUAAAAGUAUUUAAAAGAAGUUCAUGCUGUAUUUAGCAUUUCAAAUUAGUAUAAUUCUUGGGUAUAUUCAAUAUAGAUAAUAUUUUAAACACAUUUAUGUUAAAAUUUAGUGUUCCUAUUGAUUUAAUAUGGAAUCUCUUAUACCUCCAAUGCUGUCAAGUUCCUUGAACGUAUGUGCUAUCUGGCUGCUUAAACAGUUAAUAGCUGAUUAUAAUGUCUGUGAGUGUAACUACUUUUACUGGUAAUGAGAGAUGUUACUUUAAGUACAAUAUUAUAUUGCAAAAGAUAAUUGUAGAAAAAUGUUAAAAAUUAAAAUUUACCUUGGUACAAGUUAUUCACAUAGAACAAUUUUACAGUUCUACCACAUUUCUUUCUCAUAAAUUAAAUAUUUUGUUUAAUUCAUAUCAUUCCCAAGAAUGUCAAAAUUGAGCCAAUUUAGUGUACCCCUAAAGUCAUUGCCCUGUAAGUAUCAAGAUAUACUAAAAGUGUGAGUUUCUAAAAUCCAGAGUCUCAGUUUACUUGUAAAUAAAAUAAUGAAACUCAAGAAAGUGAAUCAGGAGUGUAAAUGUCCUAUAACAAACUGCCAUAGCUUCAUUAUCAUUUGUGUAUGUACUUAUUAUGUAAAUGCAUUUAAAAUGAUAUGUCAUGGCUACCUCGAUCUCUCAGUUUCUGUACACUGUGUGAGUUAAGGGAGAAUACUUCAUAUUUCUUUCACUGUGUGCCCAUUCCUUUGUGACUGUAAAGAGAAAAUCUCCUCAUCACCCCUUUGUAUGUAUGAAGAAGAAAUAUCUUGGAAUAAUUAUCCAGAAUCUCUUUAAAGCAUUCCUCAAUGGUUUUGUGUGUCGUCUUUGCAGAAGAUGAAAAUAGAAACUUUAUUUUUAAAGCUGUAAGUUAUUCCAUCUCUCAGAAUGCAGCUUCUGUGAGAAAGGAACUUCUAAAUUGAUUUCUUUCCUACUCUUUGUGCUAAAAUAUUUACCCAUAAAGGCCAAUGAGGAUUGGAAAUAAACAGUGUUUAAAAUUGGGCCAUCAAUGAAAAUGGAUUUUAAUUUUGUCUAUUUAACUGUCCUUCAUCUAUUCUUUGCUUGUGUUUAAAGGAAUAAUAUUUCCAUUUGAGAAUAAUAUGGAAGGCAUUGUAGCUAGCUUUUCACAGAAGCCAAGCAGGAUUAAAAUUUGCAUUUCCUGCUUGUUUCCAUCUUACCAGUUAAAAUAGUGGCACUUGUAGUUUAGUUGAUGCUAUUAUUAUAUGUUUCUAACCCCUUGUGUUGGCAUUAAUGGCCACUUGGAAUAUUCUCAAUGAAGUGUCCUUGGCAGUCUCUGUGGUUCUUAUUCUAGUCAAUGAAUAGAAAAAGACAGAAAGAUACCAAAUCUUAAGAUUAGUAUUGUAGAUAUAAAAAACUUUUUGUGAACUUAAGUUAUUGAAUCAGAAGUAGACUGAUUAGCUACAGCAUACUUUAUACUUUCUACCCAGCAAGCAUUCUAAGAAAUACUAAUUUUAAAUUAAAAUCUCUAGUACAUAAAUUGAAAAUAAAACAGUGAAAUGCAUUCCUUCAUUUUACUUUAAAUAUAAAACUUUAUUUUUAAAUUUAAGACAUUUAAAAAGAAUAUUUGGACAAUAUUUAUUGUUUAUUUUGGACAAUAUUUUAUGUUCAAUGAUUUAAGUGUACCAUUAUAAAACAAUUUAAAUUUCAUAUGUUAAGUAGUCUUUAAUGUAUAUGUAUUCUGUUUUUUCUGUUGACUACCCUGUCUAUAUUACCAAUGAAAAUGCAUGCACUUCAGAACAACCCUUAAACACUGAACUUUGAUUUAAUCAGGUAACCACUAUUUUGUGCAAUAUUUACUAUUCAUUCCAAUAUAAAAUACUACUGCCUCAUUUUCCUAUUUUAUCCCCUAUGAUCCUCACUGUUUAAUUAGGUGUUGUAAUUGUACAUCUAGCUGAGUGUGAUGUGAAGCCUGAUAUCAACUGCAAUGCUACAGACGCAGACCUUAUGAACUCUCAUAUGACUAAAGCCACACUCUGUAAAUGCUUCCUGUAGGUGCUCUUGUGUAAAGACAUUUUCUUAGAUGUUGUGGAGUUUACUCUUUGUUUAUUUGAAGUAUUAUUUAGUUUUCUAGCAUAUUCAAAGGUGCUGUGAUAACUGAAAACUGUAUGUGUUAUACAAAUCACUAUUUAAGAAAAAGAACUAUGUGCAAUUUGUUUUUUCACUCAUUAAGGGUGUUCAUGAGAUUUGUGAUUUAAUGGGGUAUUUAUAAUUAGGAAUAGACUUCAAAAAUUCUAGAGUAGCUAUAGGCUUUUAUUUUAUUAUACAUGCAAAACACAAUCAUUUAAGAAAAAUUCAGAAAAUUGCAGAUAGAUUUUAGAUGAAGAAUUUUAAAGUUAUUUGUUUUUAUUGCCAUUUAUGUAAGUAAAUUCUUUAUAACUUACUUAGUAAUUCUGUUUGAAGGCUCUAUAACUUUUGGAAGUGGUGCAUUUUAAUCUUACAGUAUUAUUCUCUUCAUUUUAUAUUAUGAACUGCACAAGAUUUUUUACACUUAUUGAAUAUCAACAUAUUUAUUAUGCAUAUUAUUUAUUUUUAUAGAUGUGUGAUUGGACACAAUCAUGUAAUAGCAUAGUUUGAUUAGUUGGCAGUGUAAUACAGAGGCAUGCUACAUAUCUCUACCAUAAGAUUAACUUCCCUUCAGGUAAAAUAUCGUUUUCAUUAAAAAACUUUUUUAAUUAAUAAGAACGCCAUCUUCAUUUCCGCCACACUUUCCUUUAUCAGGCACAACCAAGUAAUUUAAUUAUUUCCAAGAAUUCUUACAACCAACUCUUUUACCUCUUCCAUAUUAUAGAUUUUCUCAAUUAAAAUUACUUAAACUGUACCUUUUUAGAUAGCUAAUUAUUCACACAUAUACACAUUCUAUCCAAUUAGAAAUAAAACUUUUUUAAGUGGAAAUAUCACAUUUCAUUAGAAUUCAGUUAGUCAAAUUUGCAUAAUAAUGAAAAUGAAGUAUUUCAAUGAGUUUCUUGGAAACAUUUACAAUUCCUUAUACUUUAGCUUUAUAUUUAUUGAUUAUUCACUUAUUUAUUUCAUAAAGCAUUACUCACUUUGAAAGUCAAUGUUUCUAAAAAUUUUCAUUAUUUUACCUCAAAACUUGAUGAGAACAUUAAAUGACAAAAUAACACUUUAAUUUUACACUUAAUUAGGGAAAAGUUUAAAAAUAAUGCUUUUACCCUGUUCAGUCACAGUUAAAAGUAAACAAAUGUGCAAUUCUGAUAAAAGUACUUUUACAGAAAUGCAUAAAAUACUUUAACAUGUAUCUACUUGUUUUAUUGCAUAUUAAUUCUAACUUAAUUACAUAAUCAAUGUAGAUCACCAUUUCAAUUAUGCGUUAUUAAAAGAGAAUUAAUCAUAAACAUUGUUAUCUUGCACAACAAAAUUUCCAGGAAUUCAAUUACAUAGCUCAAAGAGUUGUUCAGUGUCACAAGCUUGAAGUAAUUGAAAAUUUAAAAAAUUUUGACCAGCUCUUUUGGCAUGUAAACACAUAGAUUUAUUUUCAAGAAAGGCUUGCAUGAACUCUGGAAAAUUAGUCUAUGAGCCCCUAAAUGAGAAAUCAUAUGAUUAUUUCAUUAUUAUUUUCAAUCAUUUGAUCACAGUCACUCAAAACUCAUUGUCUGAAUCUAGAGUAGUUGAUGUUUAACAACAAAGUUCCACAAGGUACUACAAUUCAACUUUACAUUUAUAAAUUUUAUUUGUUUAUAAUGUUACACACACAUUCAUUUCAAAAUUAUAGAAAUUAUAGGGAAUAUACAAUUAAGAUUUAGGUUUGGAAACUGAAACAUAAGCUUUUAUCUCAUGUCUAGAAAUAAAAAAAAAACUUAUUUGUGUGCCUAAAGGAAAAUUGAUUUUAAUUUUAUGUUGAAGUAAUUAUAAAAUAGUUUGACUAAAAUGGAUUAGUAUAUGUAUAAACAUACAUAUGUCUGCAUAUAUGCAUGUAUGUGUUUGUAAAAUUUCUAUCAGAAAACAGUGAUAGAAACUUCAUUUUAAAGAUAGCUUGGUCUAAGAUGACACAUCUACAUUUACAGUGAUAUUGUCUCCUUUUAAAGCGUUAUGUCCCACUUUAAACUAUAAUCAUCCUUUAUCCCUUAUAUCAUCCAAUAUAUCAUCUUUCAUUUGGUGAAGCUCCUGUCAUAUUAAGUGCAUUCUGAAUAUGUGCUCAUAUGAUUUUUUCCUUUUAAACCAUGUUACCUGGCUGUAAUAUAAUAGCAGUGUGUCUCUUCAUCAUGUUUCCCUGUUCUGAAUGAUCAAUGUCCAAUAAUAUUAAAGUAUACAUGAAAAAAUUAAAUUCCUUUUUGUUAUCUACAUACUAGUGUAUGUUCUUCCUCUCCUGUACAUCAGAAAGCAAAGACAAAUUAUUCUUCAGUAAUAGACAACUUCUGCUAAGUUAAUAUGACUAAAAUAUAUCCACGUAAAAGUCCAUUAAAUCAAUCCUCUUUAUUUUGCAUUAAUACCUUUCUUAAUUGUAAUACUUGUGAAAAUAGAAGAGAUAUGUAGCUUGCUGUUAAUUCUCUGUACAAUGUCAAAUUUUCAGUUUCAGCUUUCUAUAGUAUUAUAGGUCUAAUUCAUGUUUUCACCCAUCAUCAUUUAUAUGCAUACACACCUUACUAUGUAUAUGUACAUGCACACAUUUUUGUAGAUUAUGGAUUGACAUGCAUCAUAGGAAUAAUUGAGGAUAUCAUAUAGAAAAUGUGUACAAUUUAAUGUAAUUUCUGUUUCUGAGUGGAGUUAGUACUAAGAAUGGUAUUUGAAGAAAAACUGUAACAUUAAAAUUGUGAAGAUUCAAAAUUCAAGUGGACACAUAACAGUCACCUUAAAAUUUUUGCUUUUCUUUGUAUUUUGUAGCUGUGAUUUUAAAAAAGAAUAAACAGGUUUUGUGUGAAUAAAUUAGAAUGAAUAUUAUAGAGCAUCUUUCAACUGGAAUACAUGUAGACACUAACACCUGGUUGUAUUUUAUGUAAUUUUGAUGCAUAAAGUGUGUAUAAUCUGUAUUAAGUGAAUAUCUAUAAAUAAAGUUGUUUCUUCAUUGCAAUAA